Molecule: messenger RNA, 1380 nt
Organism: Cucurbita pepo subsp. pepo (vegetable marrow)
Lineage: Eukaryota; Viridiplantae; Streptophyta; Magnoliopsida; Cucurbitales; Cucurbitaceae
Product: benzyl alcohol O-benzoyltransferase-like
Source: RefSeq, a predicted model, not a curated record
AUGUCGACCAUUGACUUUACCUUCAAAGUACGAAGAUGCGAACCGGAAUUGAUUGCUCCAGCAAACCGUACCCUUUAUGAGUUUAAACAACUCUCUGAUAUGGAUGAUCAAGAAAGCUUCAGAUUUCAUAUUCCAAUUCUGAACUUCUAUGAACAUAAUCCAAGUUUAGAGGGGAGAGACCCCGUGAAGGUUAUAAAGGAAGCAAUUUCAAAGACGUUGGUGUUUUAUUAUCCUCUUGCAGGAAGAUUGAGAGAAGGGCCGGGAAGAAAGCUGUUUGUAGAAUGUACAGGAGAAGGAAUCUUGUUCAUAGAAGCAGAAGCAGAUGUAACCUUGGAACAAUUUGGUGAUGCUCUUCACUUUUCGUCUUCUUUUUCAUGGUUCGAAGAUGUUAUAUACAACGUUCUAAACUCUGACGGGAUUGUUAAUUCUCCAUUAUUGCUCAUUCAGGUGACACGACUUAAGUGUGGUGGUUUCAUUUUUGCUAUUCGUUUCAAUCAUACAAUGGUCGAUGGUUUUGGCCUUGUCCAAUUCAUGAAGGCUAUAGCGGAGAUAGCUCGUGGAGCUUUCGCUCCAUCUAUUUUUCCAGUAUGGCAAAGAGCUCUCUUAAAUGCAAGAGACCCUCCAAGAGUCACUUGUCGUCAUCAUGAAUACGACCAAGUUGUUGUCACCGAGGACACCCUCAUCCCAAUCGACAACAUGGCCCACCGCUUCAUUUUCUUUAGUCCCCUCCAAAUCUCCGCCCUUCGUCAUACUUUACCCAUCCACCUUCACCACUGUUCCUCGUUUGAGCUCAUCGCAGCCUAUGUUUGGCGCCUUCGUACCAUUGCCCUUCAACUUAGCCCAGAGGAGAAAGUGCGCUUUCUUUGCCCCAUGAACCUACGUUCUAGGAUCAACUCUUUACCGAUAGGAUAUUAUGGUAAUGCAUGUGUUUUCCCUGCAGAACUCACCACAGCUGCAAAGCUUUGUGGGAACCCACUAGGUUAUGCUAUAGAGUUGAUUAGGAAGGCUAAGGCUAAGAUGACGAAGGAGUACGUGAAGUCUGUUGUGGAUUUUAUGGUAAUUAAAGGACGACCCCAUUACACAGAACCUGGGUCAUUCAUUAUAUCAGACCUAAUGAGAAUUGGGUUUGAAGAGGUAGAUUUUGGAUGGGGAAAGCCUAUUUUUGGAGGACUUACAACAGGAGGGCUUGGAACAACCCCUGCAAUGAUAAGCUUUUGUAUACCUUUCAUGAAUAAAAAUGGAGAAAAGGGAAUUAUGGUACCUCUAUGCUUGCCUACUCAAGCCAUGGAAAGAUUUAUGGCGGAAUUUCAUGCCUUGUCGAGUGUGGAACAAUUGGUUGAUGAAGUUGAUAGCCAUUAGCAAAGGAUCAUUGCAUUUGCU